AUGGGCCAGAACUCCAGUCUGCCAGAGCCGUCAAACCAGUCCCGGCGGGUGGAAGAAACCAUGAUCAGCACUCUGGACGCAGUCAGUAAAUCCCUCAACCAGAUCCCAGGGCUAGUCAACAAGGCCGAAAAGAUAGCAAACGCCGUGCAAAAGGCCAUGCCGGCCGUGAAAAUCCUGGCAUCCCAUGCGAAAUACCUGGCCGGGUUUCAGGGAUUUUUCAUCGCCGCAGGCGCGCCCGCCCAGAUCAUCCAGGUCUUCCAGGGACAGCAAAUCAUCGCCGAGCUCCGAGGGAUACGACGAGAGCUUGAGGCGCAGACGCGGUUGGACGCCCCUGAAAAGUUCGCCGUCCACGUCCACGGCUACAUCGACAUGAUGACCAAGAGCACCGCCAAAUCCGGCAAGAAGCACCUCUACUUCGUCUACCACCCGGACACGGACUGGCACCCCUAUUUCUGCCGGUUGGUGGAGAAGAAGCCGACGGCCAACAACUUCUUCGGCAUGGCCGAGAACCUCGACACGCUGUGCAUCUGGAUGCGAUAUCUACGUGCCCUCUUCGCCCGAUCCGGGGAAUGGGGCAAGGACCCGGUCUUCCAUCUCCUGAUGCCCACAUACCGCCAACUGCACAUCGAGGAACCCCUGGCCUUCGCCGACGCUCUCCAGCCGCUCUGUCUCCACGGCUUCGUCCACAACAGCAAGUGCUCCGUGCUGCUGAACCUGCACAACGCCGACCCGGACAUGCUGGACGGGGUCGGCAUCUGGAAACGCCCUGCGGGCUUGCUGGGCCUGUUCCAAGCAAAAGAGACCCCUCGGGUUCUGGGCAACGUUCCCAUAUCCGCCGACGACACCCUCUCCGUUGAGACGGGCGUUCGCAGGGUGCGCAAGAGGAGGCGGAGGGCGGUGAUCAGGCGAGGGAGCUUCCACGGACACGGACAAAUUAAACAUGAACCAUGCGAAAAUUCCCAGCAGUUGGUUGAGAGGAAGGGCUAG
This is a messenger RNA of Fonsecaea pedrosoi CBS 271.37, 987 nucleotides long. RefSeq lists its product as uncharacterized. NCBI's taxonomy places the organism in Eukaryota, Fungi, Ascomycota, Eurotiomycetes, Chaetothyriales, Herpotrichiellaceae. The record is from RefSeq and is a predicted model, not a curated record. The transcript has a single exon. Bases 1 to 987 code for a protein of 328 amino acids.